AUGCUGGACACAAUUGUUGAGAAUACGAAUCUUUAUGCCUUAACAAAAGGUGCUGGUGUAAUUGGUAGACAAUGGUUGGACUUAAGUCAUAAGGAGCUCAUUAUCUGGAUUGCACUUGUUAUUUAUCAAGAACUUUAUAGAUUGUCCUCUCUUGACCAAUAUUGGAAUGAAGAUGAAAAGCUUCCUUUAUAUCAUAUUUCAAAACAAAUGUCAUUAAAACAUUUUGAAAUAAUUAAGAGGUUCUUACAUAUUUCGUCUCCUGCUGUGACAAUUAAUAAUUAUUUUGAGAAGUUGGAGUCAUUGCUUUCACAUAUCCGUAAUGUCUCGAAGCAACUUUACGUACCAAAUUCGAAUGUCUCUGUGGAUGAAAUGGUUAUUCGAUUUUCUGGAAGAAGCAUUCAUACUGUUAGAAUCAAAAACAAGCCAAUCCUAGAAGGCUUUAAAAUUUUAUCUCUUUGUGAAUCGGGAUACACUUAUACCUUUUUGCCAACGUCAUGUGUCUCUCCAAAUAAUGUAAUGAAAAUGUAUGGUCUUAGUAAAACUGGGUGUUUAGUUUACCAUCUUGUUGAGCAACUUCCAUAUUCUGAAUUUUCAUUCAAUAUAUAUAUGGAUAACUAUUUUACUAGCAUUCUUCUUUUUCAAUAUCUUCGACAAAUCAAUAUCGGUGCUUGUGGAACCAUCCGGAAAACUUCCUCUGGUUUUCCAAAAGAAUUAAAGAUAGACAAAAAUAUCAAACUCAAUUGGGAUAUUCACACUGGUAUCAUAAUAAACGGUGCAUUGGUUGUUUUCUGGCAAGAUAAUGGUCUCAUAACAAUGUUGACAACAAUCCAUAGGCUCAUUGGUGAUGAAUGGGAAGUGGAACGAGAAAGACGACAACCAAGAGAAACAAGCACUAAUGCAGUAAAAGUGCGCGCAGUAUUUGGAACUAAAUCAAAAAAAAAAUUAAAAAUUCCCAGAGUAAUAGAUGACUACAAUAACUACAUGAAUGGUGUAGAUGUUGCAGACCAAUUAUGA
Molecule: messenger RNA, 1014 nt
Organism: Cetraspora pellucida
Lineage: Eukaryota; Fungi; Glomeromycota; Glomeromycetes; Diversisporales; Gigasporaceae
Source: the annotation of a GenBank genome assembly